Molecule: messenger RNA, 1815 nt
Organism: Oncorhynchus mykiss (rainbow trout)
Lineage: Eukaryota; Metazoa; Chordata; Actinopteri; Salmoniformes; Salmonidae
Source: RefSeq, a predicted model, not a curated record
GAUGGAUCUAGAUAUCGCGAGACGACAUGAAGUUUAAUGUCCAUAUCAGAACACUAGAUGGAGCUAGAUAUCCCGAGAUGAUAUUCAACUAGAAGUACUGUAGGUGAAAGUGAAAGUAAAGUGUGAAACUCCACCACCCUUUUUCUCCGUUAUUUCUGGAACAGACGCAGUGGUACAUUCUGUUCGUUGCCAAAUUAGUCUUUCAACUGUUUUGGUUUAUUUUUCUAAACUCCUAAUAGUUUUAUUGACCAGUUACAAACAGCUUUACCUUGGAGUCAGACUUGUUUUGUUAGUGAAAUGAAGACCUUUCCGACCUCUGCGGUCUGGUGUUUUGGGAUUCUGUUCAUCAGUGUUUCAUUGAUAACGACAGGGUCGUCUGAGGUUCAGGUUGUUGGUUCGGCUGACCGAGUUGAUGCCUUAGCUGGUGAUGACGUCAUUCUACCAUGUUCCCUGAAACCCAAUGUCAGUGCUAAGGAUAUGCUAGUGCAGUGGACAGGAUUGAACCUGAAAAUAAGAAACGUCCAUCUUUACCGUCAAGGUCGAGACUCCAAUGAGGAGCAGUUUCCAUCCUACAGGGGAAGGACAUCAAUGUUUCAUGAAGAACUGAAGAACGGCAACGUCUCCUUAAAGCUGAACAGAGUUACUCUCUCUGAUGCUGGAAGCUACAGGUGCUUCAUUCCAACACUGACCAGCCAGAUGAAGGACACCACUGUUCAACUCUUUGUUGGUGCUGUAUCUCAGCCAGUGAUCUCUAUUGUUGGAACUAAAGACUGGGGGGUGGUCCUGAAGUGUGAGUCUGGAGGCUGGUUUCCUGAACCUGAGAUGGAGUGGCUGGACAGUUCUGGAACCAUCCUACCUGCUGAUGGACCUCCAGAGAGACACAGAGACUCAGAGGACCGCUACACUGUGAGACGACAUGUCACCGUGGACAAGACUGACACCAACAGGUUCACCUGUAGAGUUCAACAGACGGAGAUCAACCACCUGAAGGAGACAGAGAUUCAUGUCCCAGAUGACGUUUUUCCUAAAUCACAAGUAGGGUUGAUUGUUGGUCUAUCAAUACUAUUAGCUGUUGUAGUUCUCACAGCUUCAGCUGGUGUCUACAAGUGGAGAAAACAUACAGAUGGACUACAAGGAGAGCUGAAAAAUGUCAAAAUUGAGAGGGAUGAACGACAAGAACAGCUGAAGGAGGUCAGAAAACAGAAUGAGGAGCUCAGAAAAGACAACGAUGGACUACAAGGAGAGCUGAACAACGUCAAAAUUGAGAGGGACAACGUCAAAAUUGAGAGGGACAAUGUCACAAGAGAGAGGGACAACGUCAAAAUUGAGAGGGACAACGUCAAAAUUGAGAGGGACAAUGUCACAAGAGAGAGGGACAACGUCAAAAUUGAGAGGGACAACGUCAAAAUUGAGAGGGACAAGCUCAAAAUAGAGAGGGACAAUGUCACAAGAGAGAGGGACAACGUCAAAAUUGAGAGGGACAAGCUCAAAAUAGAGAGGGAUGGACUACACGGAGAGCUGAAGAAGCUCAGAGAAGAGAACACGAAAGCUGAAGAGACCAUCCAAUCCAAUCCAAUCUCCACCUCUCCAGGAGGUCAACAGGAAACAGACUCCCAAAAGUCUGAGGGGAUUGAAGGGAUGAAGAUGGAGUCUUUUCCUGCUCCUGAGAUGGAGACUUUACCUGAAGGAUGAUCUGGAGAAGUUGUGGGUGGAAGUUGAGUUACUAUAGAGAGACUAUAACUAUAGAGAGACUAUAACUAUAGAGCUGAGUUACUAUAGAGAGACUACAACUAUAGAGCUGAGUUACUAUAGAGA